Molecule: messenger RNA, 784 nt
Organism: Moneuplotes crassus
Lineage: Eukaryota; Ciliophora; Spirotrichea; Euplotida; Euplotidae
Source: the annotation of a GenBank genome assembly
CUCUAUUGGAAUUAAACUGUAUAAUAAAUUUUUAUCAGAAAUGGAUCAAGACCAGGAACAGUUACUCGUACUUUGCAAAACCCAUAAGGCCAAGGCACUUGAGAUUGUAGUGGAGAAGAUCUUGAGUAAUCCUAAUAUUUAUAAAUUCGCUGAGUUCUUGGAUCUGGAGAAUGUCCAGAAGUUGGGAGAGGCCAAUAAGCAUCUCAAAACAUUAAAGCUUUUCGCAUAUCAUAAUUAUAGUGACUAUAAGGGUAGUUCAGAGUUUAUUGAGCUUACUGAACCUCAGCUCAAGAAGCUGAAGAUGCUCUCGAUAGUUACUAUGGCUGGGGAGAACAAGACUCUGAGCUACUCUACUUUGAGAGAGGAGCUGGACAUCGGAUCUAAAAAUGAUCUUGAGGAGAUCUUACUUGAAUCUAUCUAUAAUAAACUCAUUACAGCUACGUUAGAUGAAAGAAAUCAGAAUGUACAGAUCGAAUGGACUUUUGGGAGAGAUUACUUCUAUGACCCCACUUCUGACAACAAUAUUGAGAUUGACAAGCUGUCUUCUUGGGUAAAGAAGAUGGAAAAGGUUGAAGAUAGAAUGGAAGCCUUGAUCUCUGACCUUGACAAUAACUUGCUAGAAUCUAAAGAAGCCAAAAAGCAGUUUGUAGAAAUUCUUGUAUCUGAAAGCGCAACCGAUGAUAAAGAGUCAAGCAUCAUGAAGAAAGUAGGAAGUGCAGCAUCCAAGAUCACCGGAAUGUUCAGGUAAACUUUCUAAAAAAUUCAAUAUGAGUUAAAGCAUCUG